Molecule: messenger RNA, 2859 nt
Organism: Folsomia candida
Lineage: Eukaryota; Metazoa; Arthropoda; Collembola; Entomobryomorpha; Isotomidae
Product: ABC transporter G family member 23
Exons: 15
Coding region: 194-2311 (705 amino acids)
Cellular component (GO): membrane
Molecular function (GO): ATP binding; ABC-type transporter activity; ATP hydrolysis activity
Source: RefSeq, a predicted model, not a curated record
UGUCGGACAGUGCUUACUUACACGUCGACUCGAUUACAAGUAGUGUGCAAUCUUUUUAAGGAAGUGUGUAAAUUUGGCAAUAUGUGUUACUGUACGUGACAAUAGUGCAAUACAUUUAAUUAGAGUGGAUAUAUGUAUAUAAUUAAAUUUAUUGCACGUGGUGAUUAAAUAGGAGAAAAAAGACAAUAUAAAAAUGGCGCUAACAGUACGAAACGGUACGAAAGGAUAUGCAGAAGGGAAGUUUGUGCUUAAUAAUCUCAACAUGAGUGUGGCCCGGGGAGAGAUUUAUGGUCUCCUUGGAGCCAGUGGUUGCGGCAAGACGACCCUGCUCUCAUGUGUCGUCGGCCUUCGUAAACUCGACAGUGGUGAUCUUAUCGUGUUCGCUCAACAAAGGAAAGGUCAUCUGGGUCACUUGUGUGGUUACAUGCCUCAGGAAAUCUCCCUCCUAAACAUUUAUACCAUUCACGAAGCACUCCACCAUUUCGGGAUGAUUUACGGCAUGUCGCACGAAGCUAUUGAAACGAAGAUCAAAUUCCUCACCACCUUUCUCGACCUUCCCCCCACAUCGAGGAUCAUUGAACAUUUAAGUGGGGGUCAAAAGCGGAGGGUGUCCUUGGCCGUGGUCAUGAUCCACAAUCCUGCUCUGCUCAUACUCGACGAACCUACGGUAGGCCUGGAUCCCUUAUUACGACAAAGGAUUUGGGAGCAUUUGGUCGAAAUUUCGAGGACGCGUGGGACCACGAUUGUCAUAUCAACCCAUUAUAUCGAAGAAUGCAAUCGAUGUGAUAAGGUCGGUUUCAUGCGUGGGGGCCAGCUUCUCGCCGAGGACGCGCCGUCUGCCCUCCUCACCCUCUACAACUGCCCUUCUCUAGAGCAGGUCGCUCUCCAGCUUUGUCGCAUGGACGAGAACCAUGCCCCCAUUUCGACCACGCCACAACCCGACAUCACCCGAAAUUCGACCACCCCCGACUGGAUUUUUCAGGAUGAAGGCGUCGUCAAGGCCAAGUCGUUUCGCAGGUUGUCCAUCACCCUGCAAGAUAACGUGGUCUUAUCACCCAUGAAUGUCGAGACGAAUCACGCCUCCAUCAUCCACGCCCUCGUCGUCAAAGCUUGGCGGAGGCGGAAACGAGAUUGGAGGCUAAUUUUUAGCGAACUUUGCAUACCAGUCUUUGUCCUCAUCCUGUUUCAAAACAUUGUUGGCCUAGAACCUCGAAUCCUGCCGGUCUCAUUAGUCACGAACGAUGUCAAUUUGUCCAAUAACUCGCAACUUUUUCAACACUGCGCACAAAACGUGACGAAGCACAAUUCUUCGAAAUGUUUGGAAAACGCAGGGAUUUGCAAUUACUUGGAAACCUUUGAAAACAAUGAGUUCGAAUGGAUCACAACGACGACGUAUCAGGAAGGGUAUGAGAGCAUCCAGAAAGGAAAAACCGUCGCCCUCCUCGCCUUCCCAGGAAACUUUGGGCAUCACAUGAAGGACAGGAUCGUCCACAGGAAUUUUGCAGACAACGAGACCAUCGACGGCUCCACGAUUACGAUCGCUCUGGACGAAUCAAAUUCAAUCUCUUCAUCCUGGAUGAAGGUGACCAUCUUGACCAAAUAUAUCAACUUUAUCGCCAACAUAGCUACGGCUUGUUCCUCAAGUCCUGCCGCGGUCCGACCCCCGCUUCAAUACAACGCAAUCUAUGGAGGCAUUGGGAUCCAAAGUUUCCUAGCAUUUACGCAACCUGGAAUUAUAAUGCUCAUGCUGUACAUGAUGUCCCAGGCGACCGGUGUACUUUGGAUUCUGGAUAGAACGGCGGGGCUUGAGGAUCGCGACUACGCGGCCGGAGCGUCCCUUCGACACCGCAUUGCGGCCAGUGUGGUGACCGACUCGAUCAAAACGGUGAUACAGAUGACCAUCUUUCUUACCCUGUUAUUCGGUUUUUACAACGUUGAGAUUAGAGGAUCCUGGAUAGUGGCGCUCAGCCUGAUAUUUGUGACUUCCAUGUCAGGGGUUGCGAUAGGGUGCAUGAUUUGUUCGCUGCGGGAUAGAGAGCUUGAAGUCAUUAUAAUCAUGGUGUUCGUCAAUGUAAUUCAGGCGUACUCGUCAGGAAGUCUCUUACCCCUGGACUGGGCGCCAUGGUAUUAUCGCCAAUUUUUUUGCAACCUGCUCCCCUCCAGUUUUGCGUCGGAGGCACUCCGCUCCAUAACUUCGAGAGGGUGGGGAUUGGACAACUUCAACGUGGCGAGAGGCUUUCUCAGUGCUGCUGCGUGGGGCUUGUUCUCCCUCGCCGUCGUAGUAUUCAUCGAGCGGAGAAGGCACAAAUGAUCAUUUUCUAGACAAAUUAGUAAAAUUGAGUGAAACGUGCGAUGAUUAGAAGAAAGUAGAAUCCCCGCCAAAAAUUUGGCGGGGAUUAACAAACACAUUACCCCGAAGAGAGUUUCUGAAGUUUUAUUCUAUCCAGGAAGGGAAGACGUUAGAAAUAAAUUCUUACGUACAUGCAAAUUGAUUGUAAAAUUUGUAAAUAUUUAUAGUCAGGAUAUGUUAACUAAAUUAUAAUAUGUACAUAUAUAUAUAUGCAUAACCCAUACAUGCAUGCGUAAGAAAUUCGGUGGACUGUAGAUACUCCAUUGCUCAACUUGAUGAUAUUCAUCCUGACUCAAUUAUCGACUGAGUCAGGAUUCCUGACUAUGAAUAUUCCACAUGUACAUACACAAAAUUACGGAUAAUUAAUAAGAAUGAUAUACAGGGUGUUUAAAAAAAUAUUUAAAUAUGAUAUACAUACAUACAUUUAUUGUACAUAGUUUAUAAUAAAUUUGAAACCGACUGCUUUGAAGUAAAUCUAAUUUUCUCAAUAAAUAUUUUUACAUAAAUAA